UUUCGCAACACUGUUUCUCGCCUGAAUUUUCCAACACCGGCGCCAACAACGCUAACAUCGCUAUUGCGUUUUUGUGGGAAAAAAUUAUAAUUGAGAAAGUUAUUUUGUAAAAAAAAACGAUUUAAAAUGCCUAAAGGUCGCGUUAGCAGUGUUUGGCAGCAUUACGAUAUCAAUGAGGAGUGCGAAAACUUUGCAGUUUGUCGCUAUUGCGGCAAUAAUAUAUCGCGUGGUGGCAUGGCCAGCAACCUGAAGGGAAACAACACCACCAAUCUGUGGACACACUUGAGGCACAAGCACGCUGAUGAGGUGCUGGUCAAUCCCAUACAACAACGCCCAAUUAGCCGACCUGCAGUUAUUACUCUAAAGAAAGAAAAAACUUCGCGCAUCGCGAAGGCUAAAGUUGUGCGGGAGCCGCUUCGUGUUGCGAAACCAAAAAUCGAUGUGCAUGCAUCCAUAGCUGGUGCGCUGCCCCAGAAGUGGGAGGAGUACGAGCAAAACGACGAGGUCAGCGAGGACAUCAAGGACAUUAUAUACAGUGAGGAUCCGCUCUGCUACAGUCCCAUCCAAGUGGUUGAGGAUGAAAUGCUAGAUGCUGGCGAAAAAGUCACCGUGGUGAGCAGCAGCAGGGCAACUACUAAUCCAGUUGUUGCCACCGUCGUCUCAGCUCCCACAAGCGCUGCAAAAACAUUGAAAAACAACUUGGAAACAUCCAUUGAACGGCUGACCACGGUCAGCGAGCAGCUUAGCUACGUUAUUCAGCAGCAACAGGAGGAGCAGCAGCUCAAAGAUGAUGACUACUAUUUUGCGUUAAGCCUGGUACCCAUUAUGCGACAACUGUCGGUGAGCCGUAAGCUUUACGUCCGCUCGAAAAUCCAUGAAAUUUUGUACAAAGAGAGUGAGGAGACUAGCACUAAAACUGAAUAAUAGGACAAGAUUAAACUAUGGAUAUACAUAAAUCAUUUUAAACUUACCCAAGAAGAAGAAGAAGCAGAAAUCAAUACAAAAAGAAACGAAAAAACAAAAAAAAAACACAAAAAUUGUAACAUUUAUCUUAUCAACAACUAUUCAUAUAGGCUAAAAUGUUUCUAUGUACGUUUGUUAACGUACCGUUUGCAAUUUUAGUUGGAACAUAUAUUUAAUAAGCACAUAUGUUGAGACGAAUUCGUAUUGAUAAUUUAGCAUGUAUGUAUGUAUUCAAAUAUUUAAUGCAAAACUCUUACAAAACGCUAAUAAAUUUACCUAAGACCUCCAAAGU
Molecule: messenger RNA, 1255 nt
Organism: Drosophila montana
Lineage: Eukaryota; Metazoa; Arthropoda; Insecta; Diptera; Drosophilidae
Gene: BEAF-32
Product: Boundary element-associated factor of 32kD
Exons: 2
Coding region: 127-924 (265 amino acids)
Molecular function (GO): DNA binding
Source: RefSeq, a predicted model, not a curated record